Messenger RNA from Selaginella moellendorffii, 2558 nucleotides. RefSeq names its product phospholipid:diacylglycerol acyltransferase 1. Gene Ontology annotation, biological process: lipid metabolic process. NCBI's taxonomy places the organism in Eukaryota, Viridiplantae, Streptophyta, Lycopodiopsida, Selaginellales, Selaginellaceae. The transcript is spliced from 6 exons. The record is from RefSeq and is a predicted model, not a curated record. Bases 257 to 2368 code for a protein of 703 amino acids. Gene Ontology annotation, cellular component: cytoplasm.
CUUUAGGGUGAAAAUUAAUAUCAUGUUUGCGUGCAUGGACGCGAGGCCAUUAGGUACCACACAAAGUUUUAGCGCUAGCAGCCGGAAGGCGGUGGCAUCUUUGAUGGAUUUCUAGGGCGCGCAUCCACUCCGCGGAUCGCUCGAGGUGAGAUUGUGGCCGCCAGCGGCCAAAUCGUCCAUCGCCGGGGUUCUUGAAGGGGUUAUCGAUGAAUCAGGGCAGAUUUUGCAACUAGAGCGAUCGAUCGACCCCCCGAGAAUGCUGCGCCGGCGGAAGCAAGGCAAUGACGAGGAUGGAGGAAGCAAGGAUCGGCAGCAGCAGCAGGAGGAUGGUAAUAGCGGCAGCAAUGGCGAGAAUUCCAAGCAGCAGCAGCAGGGGGGAAAGGAUUCCAUCAAGAUUGGCAAGGAUGAGAAGGGGAAAUCUAGCAUGGUGCCUGGAAUCCCCGUUCGAGCUCGCGAGAAGCCAAAGUGGCGCUGCCUGGAUACAUGCUGCUGGCUCAUCGGCUAUAUGUGUGUCAUGUGGUGGCUCUUUCUGGUGCUCUACAAUGCGGUCCCUUCGCUGCCACAGUACGUGACCGAGGCUAUCACAGGGCCAUUGCCGGAGCUUCCCGGGACAAGGCUGGCCAGAGAGGGGCUCCGUGUCAAGCACCCCGUUGUUUUUGUUCCUGGGAUUGUCACGGGUGGCUUGGAGCUCUGGGCUGGACGUCCUUGCGCGGAAGGAUUGUUUAGAAAGCGACUCUGGGGUGGAACGUUUGGAGAAGUCUACAAAAGGCCUUUGUGCUGGCUGGAGCACAUGAGAUUAGACAAUGAGACUGGCUUAGAUCCGGCCGGCAUUCGAGUGAGAGCUGUGUCCGGCCUUGUGGCUGCUGAUUAUUUUGCACCGGGAUAUUUUGUGUGGGCUGUUCUUAUAGACAAUCUGGCUCGGCUGGGAUACGAAGAGAAGUCAAUGCAUAUGGCUUCCUACGACUGGAGGCUGUCCUUUCAGAAUACAGAGAGUCGUGAUAAAAGCUUGAGCCGGCUGAAAAGCACCAUUGAGCUUCUCGUAAGCACGAACAACAACGAAAAGGUGGUUGUCAUACCGCACUCUAUGGGGGCGUUGUAUUUUCUACACUUUAUGAAGUGGGUGGAAGCGCCGAUUUCUGCAGGUGGUGCCGGUGCCGGCGAAGGCUGGGUUGCAAAGCACAUCAAAAGCGUGAUGAACAUCGGUGGCCCUUUUCUGGGCGUUCCUAAAGCAUUCGCUGGUCUGUUCUCCGCUGAAGCGAAAGAUAUAGCUGUUGCAAGAGCUGUCGCACCAGGUGUUCUUGACUCCGAAUUGUUUGGACUACAGACGCUGCAGCAUAUAAUGUCAGUAACUCGUACGUGGGAUGCUACGAUGUCGAUGCUCCCAAGAGGAGGGGAGGCAAUCUGGGGAGAUUUGGAUUCAUCGCCAGAAGAAGGAUACGAUUGUUCAGGCAAGAAGCCGAAGGUCGAGGAAGUUACCGAAUGCCAAGAGAAGAACAUAACGGAUGGGAAAGAGCUGGGACCGCAUGGAAAGCCAAUGGCACACUACGGGAGGAUGGUAUCUUUCGGAAAAGAUUCAGUGCAGAAAGCUUCUUCUGCUCUCGAUAGAAAGAUUGACUUUAAGAAUAUAGAUAAACAAACGCCCGUGCGAGAGAAUGUCUCGUGCGGAGACGUGUGGACGGAGUAUCACGAGAUGAGCUGGGAGAGCGUUCAAGCCGUGGCCGAUGGCAAAGUGUACACAUCUUCGGGGAUGCUUGAUGUUUUGAGGUUCGUGGCACCGCAAAUGAUGAAGCGAGCUGAUGCAAACUGGGCUUACGAGAUUGCUGACGACCUUUCGGAUCCGAAGUACCAGCAUUACAAGUACUGGUCAAAUCCUCUCGAGUCGACACUGCCAAACGCCCCGGACAUGGAAAUCUUUUGCAUGUACGGUGUCGGUAUCCUGACCGAGAGAAGCUACGUCUACAAGCUAUCGUCAGACAACGACACUUGCUACAUCCCGUUUAGAAUCGACGCAUCGGCCGAGAAGGAUUCGGAAGGAUGUCUGAAAGGCGGAGUCCACUUCGUCGACGGCGACGAGACGGUGCCAGUCCUCAGCGCAGGCUUCAUGUGUGCCAAACCUUGGCAAGGCAAGACUCGCUUCAACCCAAGCAACAUCUCCAGCUUCACCAGGGAAUUCCAGCACGCUCCUCCGGCGAAUUUGCUCGAAGGCCGCGGCACGCAGAGCGGCAGCCAUGUCGACAUCAUGGGAAACUUUGCGCUGAUCGAGGAUGUUCUCCGGGUUGCCGCUGGCGCGUCCGGCCGGGACCUCGGUGGCGACAGGGUCGUCUCGAAUCUUCCAAAGUGGUCGGAGCGAAUCAAGCUGAAACUCUGAGACUUCCACAAGAGACCCUUUGCUCGAAGGUCUCAUCGAUUCAAGUGGUGUAAGAAGCACUUUCAUCGAGGAUCCGAAAGUAUGAAUCGAGUUGGAAACUUCGGUAGUUCCCAACUUUCCUGUAGUAUCCCCUCUAUAUGGUGGAAGAAGCUCUUCAUCAAAGUAUGAAUUAAAGUUGGAAACUUUGAUA